Messenger RNA from Penaeus indicus, 2568 nucleotides. It is a transcript of the gene Orc5, whose product is annotated as origin recognition complex subunit 5-like. Gene Ontology annotation, cellular component: nuclear origin of replication recognition complex; nucleus. The record is from RefSeq and is a predicted model, not a curated record. NCBI's taxonomy places the organism in Eukaryota, Metazoa, Arthropoda, Malacostraca, Decapoda, Penaeidae. Gene Ontology annotation, molecular function: DNA replication origin binding. The transcript has 12 exons. Gene Ontology annotation, biological process: DNA replication initiation; DNA replication. Bases 100 to 1449 code for a protein of 449 amino acids.
CUGCGCAUGCGCGGCUCUUCCCGCCUUCGUGCGAAUCUCCUCCGACCUUCUCGAUUUCCGCCGAUUUCUUCCCCCGAGCAGAUCUGACCAGCUGACAACAUGGAGGACAUCAUAGCUCAGAUGCAGCAGGAAAUCCUAUGCAGGGAAAGGCAAAUCAACUUUUUAGCCAGCAUACUGGGAGAGGAUGACAGUCCCCUCCCCAGCAGCCUGUUCCUCUACGGUCACAGUGGAACAGGAAAAACACUUGUGACGACAACCCUGCUCAAGAAGCUAGACAUUGUCACUAGUCACGUAAACUGCGUUGAAUUCUACACCUCUCGGGUCAUGUAUGAGACCAUCCUCAAUCAGCUGAGUGGUACGGUUCCCACCAGCAACAACAACUACACGUCCUAUGCGUCCUGUGACAAUCUGGGGGAUUUUACAAGACACGUCCGGGAAAUUGCGAAGGAGAGAGGAGACCCACGAAUGGCUAUUGUGUUGGAACGCAGCGAGCGCCUCAGAGACUGCGAUGCUAACAUCCUCCCAGUGCUGUGUCGAUUGCAGGAACUAACUCAAGAUGUCAAUAUUGUUGUCAUCCUGUGUUCAACUCUCCCUGUGGAAAAGUUCCGUGCUUCAACUGGAUUUAUGGAGCCGAUUGCCUUUCAUUUUCCUCAGUAUACAAAAGAUGAAUUGGUCAGAAUCCUGGUGACACGUAGAGUGUCAGAAUAUUCCGAAGAAUUCUACACCAAUUACGUCAACCUGGUAUUGAGUGUCUUUUACCAUGCUACAAAAAGCCUGCCUGAGCUGAAGCAUUUGGUCCAGUUGAACUUCAAAGCUUACUGUGAGCCCAUAGAAAAGGGAGAGGCCACAGAGACGGACAUCAAGAAACUGUGGAGGAACAUUGAGCCUCACCUGAAGAAGGCCAUGUCAUCAGUUUACCUGAGAGAAGUGUCCAGUUCCCAGUUUGAGAGAAUGCAGUCACUGGUGUCUGAGUCCGCGACCUCAGGGGAUCUUCCGCAGCUUCAGCCACAAAUGAAGUUGACAGGGACCACAAAGAUUGAACUCCCCUUCUACUCCAAGUUCCUUCUGAUUGCUGCCUACCUGGCCUCGUACAACCCAGCUCGCACAGACCGCAGGUUCUUCAUGAAGCACCAUGGCAAGCAGAGAAAGACGCAGGCUAUGAUCAAGGCCAAGGAGCGCUCCAGCAACCAGCUUGUGGGCCCCAAGCCCUUCCCCCUGGAGAGGCUGAUGGCCAUUUUCUACUCCAUCAUAGAAGACAGAGUCAGCCCAACUGCGAACAUCUUCUCACAGAUCUCGACACUAGUAACCCUAAGGCUGGUGACGCAGAUUGGAGGGGAGGACCAGCUGGAUGCACCCAAAUACAAAUGUGCUGUGCCCCUUGACUUCAUUAGAGGCAUUGCAAGAACUGUUGGCUUUGACAUUGUGCGUUACCUCUACGACUAUGCUUAAGGCAGGCCCUUUCACCUUAACCCAAUGCUGCCGGAGAAAAUUAAUAAAAUUGGGGAAAAUGCUGUGUUCAUUUUCUAUAUUUUUUGUGAAAUGUCUCUACACAUAGAUGGCUUUGCUAGUGCUUAGACACAAAGGAGUCAAAUUAGCAGACCUUGCAACCUUACCUGAUUUGAAUUGUCAGGAAAAACAUAUUUUUUACUAGUGCUUUGAAUAUCUAUGGAGUUAUUUUUAUUAUAAACAUUAUAAUUAUUAUAAUGUUUUAAACAUAACUAACAGGAAAAUAAGAUAAUGUAAAAUAUUUUCCUAAUUCAAAGAAAAGGGUAAAUGAGUGAGACAGGCAGUACUCGUAACUGGCUCAUUGGUGACUUAGUACAAAUGUGGCCAUCUACGUGUAAAAACAAUCAAACAAGUAACUCGCGUAUGUACAUUUCAUGCCCAUUGGCGUUGGGUUAAAAAGGGGCAUUGUAAACCUCAGUGAGUUGGAUCAAGCAAACACCAUGAUGUGUGUGUCUUCCUUAGAUGAGGAUGGUUACAAACCAGAUUCUUCAUUCUCAGCAGAUGCCUGUGUUGCUCUUUGCGUUUUGCAGAGGGUGAGGAAUUUUGAGCACGUUGCAGGAGACACAAAUCUUUUGGAGAAAGUUGCGGUUUUCAUUGGAUUCAUUGUCAGGCAGCCAAUGGGUUGUGCUAGGAAUCUGUUUUGAAUAGAGUUGGAGUCUUUUUAGAAACUUUCUUUUUUGUAGAUAAUUGAUUGUAAACACAGAACUCAUUCUUUCUCUCCCUCUCUUUCUCUUUCCUUCUCUUUUGUUCUUUCUCUUUCUCUUUUUCAUCUCCUUCCCUCUCACCCCUCUGCCUCCCCAUUUCUCUCACUCCCUCUCCCCUCUCACCCAUUCUUCCUCCCUAUCUCUCUCACCACUCCUGCUGCCCCCCCUCCCUCUUUCCAUAUAUCCUUUUAUGGCACAGUGUCUCUCUUCCUCUUCCUCUUUAUCACCCUCUCUCUCUCCUGCUUUUGUCUUGUCCCAUUUCCUAUCUGUGUGUGUGACCCUUUCCUUCUCCUCUAUGAUUACCCCUACUUCCUCCCCACCCCUUUCUCCUUCACCCUCCCCACCCCUCUCUCCUUCA